Rana temporaria (common frog) is the source of this 6454-nucleotide messenger RNA. RefSeq names its product protein mono-ADP-ribosyltransferase PARP14-like. Gene Ontology annotation, cellular component: nucleus; cytoplasm. Gene Ontology annotation, biological process: negative regulation of gene expression. Lineage: Eukaryota; Metazoa; Chordata; Amphibia; Anura; Ranidae. Bases 218 to 5644 code for a protein of 1808 amino acids. The record is from RefSeq and is a predicted model, not a curated record. Gene Ontology annotation, molecular function: transcription corepressor activity; RNA binding; NAD+ poly-ADP-ribosyltransferase activity. The transcript has 17 exons.
AUCCUACCCCCUCCCUAUACUGUGUACAGUGCUGAGUAUUCUAUGAAUAGCGCUGAGUAUGUGGAGGGACUUUCCCUGAAUAGGAGGAGACACACAAGCAAGAGGGAGAAAUGAAACUGAAAGUAAAUGAGCCAUUCCCUCCCCCGCACCCAGAAGACACAACAUACAAUAUAAUCCUUCCCCCCCCCCGGAAGAAGGAUCCGUCACUACCAGAGGAAUGGGGGACCCCCGGUACCUGCACCCCGUCUCCCUCCAGUGGGGUGACGGCCCUGAGAGGCUGAAGAAACUAAAAAAUAAACUUCUGCUGUAUUUCCAAAAGAGGAGCGAAUCUACCGGAGGAGAGUGUGAGAUCCGAGACACCGACUGCACCCGGGGAUACAUCCUCAUAAACUUCAAGGAGGAGGAAGCUCGGGAUCGGGUCCUCCAGAAAGGGCGCCAUCUGCUGACACUGCCCACUGGGGAGGAGUUACCUCUGACCGUCUCACUGCCGAGUACUGAGAGUCCGGACACCGCGGGGAAAACACCGGGAUCGGCAACUGGUUCCCAGGCCGCCCGUGCCGAGGAGGACAAAGCCACACCAGACGAUGAGGUGACUCCGGACCCCCCGUCCUCUCGGGUUCUGAUCGAGAACGUCCAGGACAGCCACACACAUGAGAUGUUAAACAUCCUGGUGGAGAAUACCAGUGAGAAGGUUGAAGAAACGGACUUCUAUGUGGAGAUCAUUCCGGAGAUCCGAUCUGCUGUUGUCACCUUCACAUGUGAUAUCGAUAUUCCGAGAUUCAUCAGAACGUUCUCCGGUAACCUCAGAGCGGUUCACUACAAGCUAACAGCGAGGCCCCUGGAAGAAUCCCAAAGUGUCCGGGUGGAGAAUGUCCCGGAGAACACAUCUGAGAUGCAUCUGACAGCUUUCUUUGAGAACCCAAAACAUGGAGGAGGAAGAGUAGAAGACGUUGUGAUGUUACCUGAGGAAAGAGCAGCACUGAUCACUUUUCGUCACAUCGCAGAUGUUAAAAGAGUUCUGAAGAAGGAUCACGUGUUUUCCAAGAAAAAGAUAUCCGUGUACCCUUACUACCCAUUGCUGGGUAUAGCACUGUAUGGGAAGGACGGACCUUGUAUAGAAAUACCAAAGCCUAUAGAGUUUAAUAUCAGUCCAUACAUAUUGGAACAUAUCUGUAAUAAUGAAGGACUAAAGAACAACAUCGAUGUGAAGAUGAAGAAUAAACACUGUGAGAUCAAAUGGCCAGAUCAAGACUGCCAGAAUCCUGUCCUUCAACUCAUCUUUCCUCCCACAUUGUCCACCAAUCUCAGGUCUGUGACAAAGAUUGUACCGAGAUGGAGUGACGACAUGUAUAAUGAAUUUUCACUUUUCAUAUCAAAGUUCAGAGUAAUAGAGUAUAAAAUGGAUGAGUCGGUCUGGGAAGCUAUUCGAGAACAUGUCAGCAGCUCCACCUAUGACGGAGUACUCAUCAGACCGGACUUUGGUUUAGAGAAACUUUUCUUGGCUGGAAUGUCCAAGGAUGUUGCGAAGAUUGACCCAACAUUCAGACAACUGGUAGAGGAAACCACCAAACAGGUGGAAAGAGAGAAACAAACCAAGACUGAGACCUUAUCUAUGUCUCCAGCCCUCUAUCAGAUUAUGUGUAACAGCGGCCUGAAGAAGAAGAUCCUGGACCAGGUUCCAGAGCUGAAGAUGGACUAUGAUGUGCCAACAAAGAAAGCCUGUCUAUCGGGACUGAGAGAAGAAGUGCUCAUGGCCAAAUGUGAAAUACUCAACAUCAAACAACAAAUGAAAAGCAAACUCAUCCAGAUGAAUCCGCACCUCGUCCAGUUCCUGGUAUCCACCGAUAAUGAGGAGAUGUCCACUCUACUCUUUGUACGUCACAACAUCAACGCAAUGCUGGAAAUUGAAGAUGGCGUUGUUAAACUGAUGGCUCAUUCAAUGGAAGACUUGAUAGAAGCAGAAAAGCAAAUUAAGGAAAAACUACUCCACAGACCACUUUUAGUUGAAGACAAAAGUCUUCUGAAAUCUCCAGAAUGGAAAAGUCUCCAGUCACAUCUACUUCAGUUAUUUAAUGCAGAGAAAAUCACCGUCCUGUUGGAGGAAUCUUCUUCGGGAACAGAGGACAACGUGGUCAUCGCCGGCCUGACUUCAAAUGUUAUGACGUGUUACGAACAAGUCAGCGACUUUCUGGAGAAGAACUCUACUAUAGAGACAGAAAUUCCAGUUCAACCUUCAGCAAAGAUGACGUUCCUCAUGGAGGAAAGGAAGGAGAUCUUGGAGAAGAUAAAGAAAAAUGUAAAUGUAACAAAGAACCAGAACGGUAUCCGCCUGUCAGGACCACGGGUGAAGGUUCAAGAGGCAGCAAAUACCAUUAGGGACAUUUUGCACUCACUUCACAGUGAUACUCUGCGUAUUGAGAAACCGGGAGCCAAAAAGUUUUGUAAGGUCAAUGAAGAAGUUCAUGCUACAACCGCAAGGACAACUUACCAUUGUCUGAUACGUUUAGAGGAGGCUGGUGUAGAAAAUGAUCCAUUUCAUAAACCCAGAUUCCAAACUUCUCUUUCAAAUGGAAUGACCCUCUCUGUAUAUAAAGAUAACAUGUGCCGUCACAAUGUAGAUGUCAUUGUUAAUGCAGCCAAUGAAGAUCUGAAACAUAUUGGGGGUUUGGCAAAAGCUAUUCUGGAUGCAGCAGGACGUAAAGUCCAAGAUGACUGCGAUCAGAUUAUCAGGAAAGAUGGUAAAUUGUCCACCGGAGAUUCAGUAUUUACUGACGCAGGGAAAUUGCCGUGCAAACAAAUCAUACAUACAGUGGGUCCCCGAUGGGACUCAAAUUCGCGCUCCAGAUGUGAACGGCUUCUACGGAGGGCGAUUACCACCAGUUUACAGCUGGCCUCCGAGAAGAGUCACAGCUCAAUAGCAAUUCCAGCUGUCAGUUCUGGAGUUUUUGGUUUUCCCAUAAAAUUGAGUGUUGAAAACAUAGUGGAAGCCAUACGGGACUACGUAGAGACGCCGGGACAACAGAGCACUUUACAGAGAAUCCAUCUUGUGGACACGAAGGAGGAAACCGUCAAAAUUUUCUCUGAGGUUGCAAAGGCCAAAUUUGGUAAGCAAACGGGUGCUGUGCCUUCUACAGUAACGGCACCCCAGCCGGUCACAAGAGCUGCACAGAGCCCACCAGCGCCAACACCAGUGAAUAGAGGUAAUGACAACACCGUGAUGACCAAGGAAGGACUGAAGAUCAAGCUGCUUCAGAAGAACAUUGAGGACUGCUCGACGGAUGUCAUUGUGAACAGUGUAGGAGCCGAUCUGAACCUGAAUGCUGGUGCCGUAUCCAAAGCCUUGCUGAGUCGGGCCGGCUUGAAUAUGCAGCAACUCCUGAACGAUGCAAGUCUCGGCACUCAGGGGCAUCCAGGAUCCCUGUUCAGCACCGACGGCUGCAAUCUCAACUGUCAAGAGGUUCUUCAUGUUGUGAGCCCUCAAUGGGACAGCGGACAAGGAACAUCGGAAAAGGUUCUUCGCACAAUUAUUAGAGACUGUUUGACGGUGGCAGAGCAGAACCAGUGGACGUCAAUAUCGUUCCCAGCGAUCGGAACCGGCAAUCUCGGAUUCCCGAAAGUUUUGGUGGCGUUUGUGAUGUUCGAUGAGAUUUUCCAGUUUAGCUGCAAAACCAAAGUACAGAAUCUUCAAGAAGUUCAUUUGGUCCUUCACCCCAGUGACAGGGACACCAUCAAGGCAUUUACAAGUCAUCUGGAAAACUCCACUGAUGCGGCCACUAGCGAGGCCACCAAUAGGCAAUCGGUUGGGACGGGAUCAACGUUCUUUGGGACGGUGACAAACCCCUUACUCGGGGUUCAUGAAAUGAAGAUCGGAUCUGUCACUUUUCAGGUGAAGACCGGCGAUAUCACCAAAGAGGAGACCCAUCUCAUUGUAAACUCUUCCAACCGAGACUUUUCUCUGUGCAGAGGAGUUUCCAAAGCGAUUCUAGAAGCUGCUGGACCGUCUGUUGUAUCAUCUGCUGUGGCGCAGGGUUCCCAACCUCAUAAGGGAUACGUCAUUACCGGGCCCGGACUCCUCAGACAGUGUAAACUGAUUCUCCAUGUGAUAGGACCACAGAAUCCGGCAUCCACCAAGAAAAUUGUCCUGGAUGCCCUCAAGACGUGUGAGAAGAAUCAAGUCUCCUCUAUCACCUUCCCGGCUCUGGGAACAGGUGCGGGGGGAUUAUCUGCCUCCAAAGUGGCCGAUUCGAUCCUCGAUGGUUUGGUGGACUUCAUCAAAACUAAAUCAGUCCGUUCUCUGCAGACGGUGAAAGUGGUUCUAUUCCAGCAACAUAUGCUGAACGAUUUCUACAUGAGCAUGAAGAAGAGAGAGGGGAGCGCCCUUCCCGAAACCAGAUCCUUCUUCACUAAAAUCGGUGGAUUCUUUAGUGGAGUCACCGAACGGUUUACGCCACCAAAAGCCCCGAAGCGAGUUCAGAAGCUCACCGCCUUCCAGUUGAUGGACGGCAUUGAGCCCGUGGUGUUCAGCUUGUGUGCCGAAGAUAAAAAGAGCGUGGAGAAGACGAAGGAUUGGCUACACAAGAUGAUCGACAGCGAGCAGGCAGAGAAGGUGAUCACAGAGGAAUGUAUCUCCGAAUUAGAAGAAGCCGAGGUGCGGAAGAUCUCCGACCUCCAGAAAAAGUUUCAGGUCUCUAUCAUCUACAAACCACCCGACCCCUCCAUCCGGAUUGUGGGCCUCACCCGGGACGUCCUACCUGUGUCCGGGGAGAUCGAAAAGAUUGUAAACCGGGUAAAAGACAGGAAGAACCGGGAGCGGGCAGCGGAGUUCACCGGGAAACUGGUGGAAUGGAGAUAUGACAAUGGAGGAACUAUGAUUCCCUUCGACAAGAUGACCAACCUGGAGCUGGAAGAGGCAAAAAAUGACAAGAAGGCCCAGAUCACAAUCCAGAUCCGAGGAAACCAAUAUACUGUCAGCGUACAAGGAGAAACGGCCACAGACCAGCGUGGGAACCAAAUUCAGAUCCAACGUGUUCUGAAACAUGAGGGGGAUUCCCAUAAAUUACCGUCACACUGGAAGACGAUGGGUGGGACUCUUGUGAUGGAGGUGGAUGUCAGUCCAGGAACCCCUGAAUUCUCCGCUGUACAGCAGAAAGUCCAGAGAACCUGCAGAAACCAAAUACUGAAGAUUCUGCGAGUACAGAACAGAGAUCUCUGGCUCAACUACCAGAUAAAGAAGCAGAACAUCGACUCCAAGAACGGAUCCACCACCAAUGAGAAAGAGCUUUUCCAUGGGACCGACUUCAACUCCAUCCAACACGUCAAUCAUAACGGGUUCAACCGGAGCUACGCCGGGAGACACGCCGCUGCUUAUGGAAAUGGAACUUAUUUUGCUGUAAAUGCAAAUUACUCCGCCAGUCACACAUACGCCAAACCUGAUGUAAAUGGACAGAAGCACAUGUACCUGGCCCGGGUUCUCUCCGGACUCUACUGUGUUGGACGCCAUGGGAUGAUAACCCCUCCAGCCAAAAACGCAGCCAACCCCACCGACCUUUAUGACAGCGUGACGGAUGACGUCCAGAAUCCUUCCAUGUUUGUGAUAUUUAAUGACAUCCAGGCCUACCCCGAAUAUCACAUCGUCUUCCAGUGAUGAUCCAUGACUGUGUCCGGGGAUCACCCAGACCUCCGGGGCAGAGACUUCUGAAAAUCCCCUGUUUUGGUGUCACCUGGUUAGAUCGGGAUCAGAGCGUGGCGCCAUCACUUGUCUACAGCGGCCAAUAAACACAGAUAAAUAAUUCCAGAGGAAACAAUCACACAGGGACUCAUCAGUGAAGGAGCCGAGAGUGAGGGGGAGGGGAAUUUCCUCGCCUCCCAUUGUCUAUAUCCUCUGGGAUCUCCAUGGGGCUCAUUUCUCCACAACUUCUCAUGUGCUGCACUCAUUCUCUGGGACUCCGAUCUUCACUCACUGAGCCUCAGACAGGGGGGAGCUGGCUAGUUCUGGCUGGGGAGGGAGAAGAGGGGUGGGGGGGUGGAGAUCAAUCAAAGUUGACCCCUAUGGUAUCACCAGUUUGCAUAUUUCCAAUAAUAGUGUAUUAGAGGUGACAUGGAGGUUCAGCAGAACUUCAUCCACCUUUGGAUACCAUGUGACUACACGACACCAACUCCAUGUUGCCAAAAACUAAGGGAAAGACUGCAUGGAGGAGCCAUGAUGGUCCUUCAGUCUUCCAUAGAAUAGUCAUGGUUGGGGGUUGUCUCUUCUCCCAGCCAAUCCAAGCCAUAUCAGCGAUCAAUGGUUCACCAAUGGACGAUGACAACAGGUAAAGUGCUAUGUAGUUGGUUUGUGCCGGGACCAACCACACAUCGCUCUAUGGGCCCAAUAGAUCAGGGUGACCAGACAUCCCCGGUUUCCGGGGACAGUCCCCGGAUUGAGGACACUGCUCCCCCGGACCAAGUCUGUCCC